Messenger RNA from Acinonyx jubatus (cheetah), 7135 nucleotides. RefSeq names its product olfactory receptor 4D2. Gene Ontology annotation, biological process: G protein-coupled receptor signaling pathway. NCBI's taxonomy places the organism in Eukaryota, Metazoa, Chordata, Mammalia, Carnivora, Felidae. The transcript has a single exon. The record is from RefSeq and is a predicted model, not a curated record. The coding region runs from base 665 to 1615 and encodes 316 amino acids. Gene Ontology annotation, cellular component: membrane. Gene Ontology annotation, molecular function: G protein-coupled receptor activity; olfactory receptor activity.
UGAGGGACACAAAUAUAUUGUGAAAUUGAGACCAUUUGUCUGUAAGAUGAUGUGGUUGAAUUGUGGAGGAAAAACAGACAAUAAAAAAAGUUCAUUAACAUGAUGACGUGUUCAAUAUUGUGUGAAAAGUGACUAAAGAAAAAUGUAUUUGAGAUGGGAAGAAGGAAGGAUGUCUUUAGAGGAGGAGGCUACACAGAGAGUGAUUACCAUUUAUUUCCAGGCACUAUUCUAGAAACUUUGUAUGUAUCAUUCUACUUCAGCCAUCUGAAGAGGCCAUAAAGUAUUUUUAUUCCUAACUUUCAGAUAAUGAGAUAGACCUAGAGAGAUUAAGUAAACUUAAUCAAAGUCAAAUCUUAAGGAAAUGGAAGACUUGAUAUUUGACUGAUAUUCUGUUGGACUCCAACUGUCUCCCUACCACUGUCUUUGAAAGGCAGGUUGAUAUGUCUCUGGAUGGCAUUAAGAUAUCUUAUGAAUGUAUAUCACAGCACCAACCUGUAAACUCUCUAGAGAUAAGCCCAUUUCAUCAGCACCUAGUGAUAUGGGCUACACAUGCAAUGCCCAUCAUAUAGACCUGGACAACUCAGUUCUGAGCUCCAGAGCACUAAAUAGACAAGUGGUAACUUCAUGCAUCCUGUGGUUCCUGUAGUUCCUUUUCUUUAGGUGUAUGGAGAAAAUUGCAAUGGAACAAGGGAACCUCACGUGGGUAUCAGAAUUUGUCUUCCUGGGACUCUCACAGACUCGAGAGCUCCAGCUUUUCCUGUUUCUGGUGUUCCUGUUUGUCUAUACCACCACUGUCAUGGGAAACCUCCUCAUCAUGGUCACGGUGACCUCAGACACACGGCUCCACACACCCAUGUACUUUCUGCUCCGAAAUCUGGCUGUCUUAGACCUCUGUUUCUCCUCUGUCACUGCCCCAAAGAUGCUGGUGGACUUCCUCUCUGAGAAGAAGACCAUCUCCUACCAGGGCUGCAUGGCCCAGAUCUUCUUCUUCCACUUUCUGGGAGGCGCCAUGGUCUUCUUCCUCUCAGUCAUGGCCUAUGACCGCCUUGUUGCCAUCUCCCGACCCCUCCACUAUGUGACCAUCAUGAACACACACCUCUGUGUGGGACUUGUGGUGGCUAGCUGGAUAGGAGGAUUCGUCCAUUCCAUUGCCCAACUGGCUCUGAUGCUCCCGUUGCCUUUCUGUGGCCCCAACAUCCUGGAUAACUUCUACUGUGAUGUCCCACAAGUGCUGAGACUUGCCUGCACUGACACCACCCUCCUGGAGUUCCUCAUGAUCUCCAACAGUGGGCUGCUGGAUGUCAUCUGGUUCUUUCUCCUCCUAACCUCCUACUCAGUCAUCCUGGUGAUGCUGAGGUCUCACUCUGGGCAAGCGAGGAGGAAGGCAGCUUCCACUUGCACCACCCACAUCGUCGUGGUGUCUAUGGUUUUCAUUCCAAGCAUUUACCUCUAUGCCCGGCACUUCACCCCCUUCUCCAUGGACAAGGCUGUGUCCAUCAGCCACACGGUCAUGACCCCCAUGCUCAACCCCAUGAUCUACACCCUGAGGAACCAGGAGGUGCAGGCAGCAGUGAAGAGACUAGGGAGGCGCCGGCUGGUUUGUAAAAGGGAGUGACAAUGAGUGGGUCACUUCUCUCUGGCUUUGUUUCCCAUUUGUAAAAUGGAGGGAAAGCUACUGUGUCUGCUGGCUAUCUUCAUAGCUUGUGCAUAUGUUGUGGAGGUCAUCAUAGAAGUGAGUGAGUUUUGAAACUAAGCAACUGACUCAGAUUUUUGGGAAAAAGAGAAAAGUCCCCUUUGGUGGCUAAGGUUUGUGCCAGGUUUCUAAAACCCCUGCUCACUGAGAAGUGUUCUCAUGACUCUGGAAAGCUACACCCUUCUUUCCCCCUUCUUGGGGGGUCGUUUCCUCUUGUGAUGAGGGCAUUUCCCCCAGCGAAGGCACUUCUAGUUUAUGUGUUUUGACUUCUCUUCCCAGCACCCCUUUUGACCUGUGUCCAGAGUGUUAGAGAAAGCACACACCUUGAAGACAUAGCCUUAGCUUGGGAGCCUUGACCCAUAUGUUACCAGACUGCUGACCUUGGAUAAGCUACCUGGCCUCUCUUGAACUCAUGGAUUCCUCCUCACCAAACUGGCAUAAAGCAAUAUCUGUCCCAAUAAUCUCACAGAUUUGUUAUAAGAUCCAAAACGUGUAUAAGAAUAUUUUAUCAACCUUACAUAGAACCUAUGUGAGGGUUAUUGUCAUUGUUAUGAUUAUUCCUGACAUAUAUUUUUUCAUGGGUUGAGCGGUGUUUUGGAAGUGUUUGGUGGCGAUUCCUCAGUGCGGUGAGGGAGGCUUGGAGAGGGUGGGAGCUGAACUUCAGAGGGCCAUGCAGCAUGCCCAUGAAUGAAACAGAGAACAGAGAGUGAGCACAAAUUCAGGGGCAAGGAAAUAUUCUUAUUUUUAUUUGUGAUGGAUGAUUUGAACUCUUCUAUGACAGUAAGAUAUAUUCUCAUAGGAACAUUCUGGAAAGCCACACUCUCACACAUUUCUGCCUUCUUGGUGGACAGUUUCCUGUUAUUAUGACACCAUUUCUCCAUAAGAGCAUUGUAUUUUCUUUAUUUUGACCCCUUUUUCCUAUACUCUGUUUUGGUGUGAGUCUGGAUUGGUGGAAAUAGCACAAGACUUAGAGGUUAAGCUUUAAAUGAAAAUCUCUAACUCAUAACUUACCAAACUGAUGAUGACUUGGGAUGAACCACUUGACCUCUCUUGGCCUCAUGACUUCUUCUUCAAUAAAUUUGCUUAAAUUAAUAUCUGACCUCCAAACCUCCCAAAUUUAUUAUAAGAAUCAAAUAAAAAAUCAUGUGAGAAAACAUUGGGCAAACCAUGUAAAUAUUUUUUCUUCCAGUCUUUUUUUGAUGAUUUUUUUUAUUUUCAAAUUUGAAAAUAUCAUGAAUGUUCAGAUUAUUUCUGCAUUACAUUUUCAGUGUAGAACACUGUUACAAACAAAGGAUUAUGUGUAAAAUACAUGUAAGUUCUAGAACAUUAUAGCAUUAUGAGAGCUCCUAGAAAGACUACUUGAUUUAAGAAAUAGAAGUUACCGUAACUUAUACCUACCCACAGGGUCCUCUGCCUCACAUUCACUCUCUCCCCCCCAAUGAAACUCUUUUCUUGAAUUUUGCAUUUGCCAUCCUAUUGCUUACAAAAACACUUUUAUCACGUUUUUACAUAAUCAGUAAAUAUACUGAUUCUGUUUUGUUUUAUUUUGAGCUUUCUGAAAAUAUCCUACUGGACAAAAUAUUCUUGGAUUUACUUCUUUUUCCACUCAACAUUAUAUUUUUAAGCUUAUUUGGGUUGUUUCCAGGUUUGUUUGUUUGUUUUGCUAUUGAAAACAGUGCUAUUUUGAAUAUUGCCUUAUUUGUCUCCAGUUGCCAUGUUGAGGAGCUAUGGGCUAUACCUUGAAAUAGAAUCGCUGGGACGCCUGGGUGGCUCAGUCGGUUGAGCGUCCUGACUUUAGAUUUUGGCUCAGGUCAUGAUCCCAGGGUUCUGGGAUCAGGCCCUGUGUUGGGCCCUGAGUUGAGUGUGGAGACUGCUUAGGAUUCUUUCUCUUCCUCUGCCCCUCUCCUCCACUCUUGCUCUUUCUAUAAAAGGAGAGUGAGAGAGAGUGAGAGAGAGAGAGAGAGAGAGAGAGAGAGAUGGAAAUGCUAGGUUUUAAGAUCUUCAAAGAUAAAACUUUACAAAACGGUGCCAAAUUGUUUUCCAAAACUGUUGUACCAAAUUACACGUCCAUAAGUGGUGUCUAAGUGUUCCCACCAAUUCACAUCCUACUAGCAGUUGAUAUUCUGAGACAUCUUAAUUUUUGCCAGUUUCAUGGGUAAAAAAUAUUUUCUCUGUAGUCUGUAAUCAUUUGCAUUUCUCUCCUCCCUAAUGGUUCUUUCCAUGUUUUUAUUGCUUUCACUUUUCCUGUGAAUGCCUUUCGUUAAUUUUCCUCUUAACUUUUUCUAGUGAAUGUGGGAAUUCUCACAUAAUUUGAUUACUAAUCAAUUGUUGGUUAUGUUAUAUACAAUACCUUCUCCCAGUUUGUGAUUUGGCUCUGUCUGUGGUGUUAAUUUUAAUAUAGUUGGAUAUAUUAGUCUUUCAUUUCAAUAUGAACUCAUUGAUCUCUAAUUUAAAAAAAAAAAUUGCUUCUUACCCAGAGGACAGAAAGAUAUUCUACAUAUUUCUUUUAUCUUAACUUAAACAAAUUUUAACUUCUUGAAAAAUCUGAGAUUUAUAGAAAAGUUGCAAGUGUAGUAGAAGGACUGUUUUUUCCUGAAGGCUUGAGGAUCAGUAGCCAAUCUGAUGCUCACCAUUCCUUAAUACUUGAACAUGCAUUUUCUGCAAAGAUGUUUUCCUAUGAUACUGCCACACAGUAAUCAACACUGUUGCAGUAACAAUAUGUUGCUAGAAUCCAGUUUUCAGCCUCCAUUCAAGUUUUGCCAAAUAUCACAGUAAAGUCAUCUAGAAAGAGAAGCUGGAUCCAAAUCACAUGUUGCAUUUUGUUGUUGUGUCUUUUUAGACAUCUCGAAUCUGGAAGAGCUUCUUGAAUUUGGUUAUCUUGGCACUUUCAAAGAUUACAGGCCAGUGAUUCUGUAGAAUGUCCUUUAAUUUGGAUUUGGCUGAUAUUUCGGGUGAUUAGCUUCAGGUGAUGCAUUUUGGUCACUCUUUCAAGGACAUCCCAGAAGCCAUGCUGUGUGUUCUUAUUGCAUGUUAUGAGGUGCGACUGAUGUUGCUUUGUCUCAUUACUAAUGCCCUAUCACUUCGAUUACUUGACUGAGGAGGUGUUAGGAUUCUCAUCUUUGUUAUCAUUUUCUCUUGAAAAAUAGUAAAUAUUUUGUGAGGAGGUACUUUGAGACUAUGUCAAUAUCUGGUUCUUUAUCAAACUUACAGUUUAUUCUUUUGUUUAUUUCUAUCUGUGUGGACUUGUAUUUUCCUUUUUUUUAAUCAAUUGAGUUAUAAUCUAUUACUAAUUUGUCCCAGAGUUGGCCAGUUGGAGUCUCUUCAAGGUGCUUUUUCAAGCACAUCCUUACUUUCUGGCACAGUGUCAUGCACACACUUAUCUUAUAUUUUCCUGUUCUGGCUCUGGAAUCAAGUAUUUCUCUAAACAGUCCUGCCAAAAGCAAUUUUGGUGAAGAAUGGUGUUUACGGGUCACUAUCUGGGUGCUGGGAGUGCUCACUGAUUUAGCCGGGGUCAUGAAGAUUUACUCUAGUUUUCUAGGAGUUUUAUAACUUUAGCUCUUAUAUUUAGGUCUUUUUUGAAUUAUUUUUUUAAGUUUAUUCAUUUAUUUUUGAGAGAGAGGGAGCACGAGCAUGAGCCCGAAAGGGGCAGAGAGAGAGGGAGAGAGAGAAUCCCAAGCAGUCUCCACACUGUCAGCAUGGAGCUGAUGCAGGGCUUGAACUCAUGAACUGUGAGAUUAUGACCUGAGCUGAAUCAAGAGUCAGACGCUUAACCUACUGAGCCACCCAGGUGCCCCUCGAGUUAAUUUUUGUAUAUGGUUUAAGGUAGCAAUCCAACUUUACUCUUUUUUGUGUGGAUAUCCACUUGUCCUCGUGCCAUUCAUUGAAGAGACUAUUUUCCCCCAUUGAAGAGUUCUUUGAAAAUCAAUUGACUGUAAAAUAAAUAAAUAAAUAAAUAAAUAAAAAAUCAAUUGACUAUAAAUGUAUGAAUUUAUUCCUGGACUCUCGAUUCUAUUCUUUGGUAUAUACAUCUUUUCAAUGUUUCUUUGGAGGGAUGAGUCCUGGGAGUUCCCCACUCUGCCAUCACUCUAUCCUUAAUUUACUAACUUAUUUAAUUUAUCUCCCUCUAAACAACCCACUGCCCAUACCAGAUCCAUUUCCUUACUGCACUUGGGCUUUGGUAUCACACUGCAGGCCAGCUCCCCAACUCAGCCAGUUUCUUACACUACUCAUGCUCCAAAAAUCUUACCUCACAAUGUCCCCCAUGUGGACAUCCUCCUUGCCCUGCUUGGUCUCCAAGUCCUGGUGUCAGACUGAACCCCUGCAUGAACACGCACCUCAUCCCUUCGAAGCUUUGAUUCCUUGCACUGAGUGAUGUUCUCCUCACCUUGCUUUAACACCCACAAUGGGCAGGUCCCAGGAGGGGACACCCAGGCUCUGACAGCCCAUACUGGGUCACAUCCUAUGGACACCCCAUUCAAAAUAUGUUUUUAUUCUACAUUCAGAAGGGAUUUUCUCAACUCUAUUUUCAAAUUCUGCUAUUACAGUUUUCAUUCCUGUCAACAUAUUUUAAUUUCCAAGAACUCUUCUUUGUUCUGUGGCUUUUGUCCAUGCCAUCCUGUUCUUAUGUUAUGGCUACUCUACCUUCUUGCUUCUCUCAAAGGAUGCUAAUUAUAUAAACUGGAGAUUAAAAAAAAGUUUUCUUCUGCUUCCCAGGCCAUUUCUUUUUUCUUAUCAUUUAUUUUUCUAUUUAUUUUGUGUUUGCCCUUUCUGUUGGUGAUCUUCCUUAAACUCCUGGUGAUCUUCGAUUAUCUGCAUUUAAGAGUAAGGCAAUACAAUGCUAAUUGGUACCUCUAUGUAUAGUGUAGAUUUCACUUCAGGGGUUCAGGUAGAACCCCUGAAGAACCCCCAAGUGACAACACAUAAAGGUCUAUUUUUCCAGAGCUUUUUCUCCAAAGGAAAAAAAAAUCUUGAUUUUCUGUCUUUGGCUUAGAUGCGAGAAUUUUGCACUGGGGUGAUGAGCCUCAGUACCUCUUAGUAUAGAAAAAUUCCUACCUGAUAUCCCUCUCUCAAGUACAUUACUCACAUCUGAGUUUGUGACCUCUGCUAUUACGAAUUUUCUUAUGUAAGAGAGACUUUGCAUCAUUGUCAAGAUCCUUUUGCCUCUGGCCCAUUAUGUUCAUUCCUGUUCCUAGGUGCUUUACAUGAAUAUAGCAUUGCUCUUGGGUGCCUACCCAACAGUCAUCCCCAGCCACUUCUCCCUUGCUUGUCCCUCUCAUAGGUGUUCACUUUGCCAGAACACUUUAAAGCUAGGAGCGCUCACAUGUUCAUGUGAUCCAGGAAUGACAAAUACUACAAAAAGUGUGUUUGCCAGAGAGCUUUUGGGAAAGAUUUUUCCUCCAUGAUUAAAGGCCAGAGAUGUAGGAGGAAAAAUAAACUGUUCCA